Messenger RNA from Drosophila willistoni, 2141 nucleotides. RefSeq names its product protein ST7 homolog. Bases 374 to 1993 code for a protein of 539 amino acids. Lineage: Eukaryota; Metazoa; Arthropoda; Insecta; Diptera; Drosophilidae. The record is from RefSeq and is a predicted model, not a curated record. The transcript has 2 exons.
GGUUUGCCAUCUCGAACGCGCCCCCCUCUACCAACCAACUCCGUUGAAUACUUUAUGGAAAAAAGUCUCUCUCAUCUACAUCCACUGCAAGGAUAAAAAGCUUUACAAAAUAAGGAAAUCGGUUAAUUGUUGUUAUUGAGAAUUCGAGUUGAAGGGAAAACGCUGGAAAUUGGCGGCGGUCCAGCGGAUACAAACUAUUACAAACAACGCGCUCCAAUACCAAAACUCUUGCACAGUCUUCUUCGUUGGUGGUGGCGGCAAGGCAACAACUACAUACAACAACAACAACAAAUACACAAUUUCCAUAUCCAUCCUCCUCCCCCCUCCACCCCUCUGUUCCCAAUCCAAGUGAGUGUCGGUGGGCAGUGACAGGAUGUGGGACUCAUCAAUGUUUCUGAGCACACUGACGCCAAAAUUUUAUGUGGCUCUCACUGGUACCUCGAGUCUAAUAUCGGGAUUGAUUCUGAUCUUUGAAUGGUGGUAUUUUCGCAAAUAUGGAACAUCCUUUAUAGAGCAAGUAUCUAUCAAUCAUAUUAGCCCGUGGAUUAAUGGUAGUGAUGGCCAAUCGGAUUCCAGCAAUGGCAGCGGCAGUAGCAGUAGUAGCGGUUCAAGCAGUAGCAGCAAUGGGACAGGAGGUGCUGGAGGAGGCGGAGGUACAACAACGGGGGCAGGUGGUACGGGCUCUGCUACCAGUAGCACAGGUAAUCAAAUGCCCGAGUGUAAAGUUUGGCGGAAUCCGUUAAAUCUGUUCCGCGGCGCCGAGUAUCAACGCUUUUUUUGGGCCACCAGCAAAGAGCCUUUGACCUAUUACGAUAUGAAUCUGAGUGCCCAGGAUCAUCAGACGUUCUUCACGUGUGAGGGCGAUGCACGUAAGGAUGAAUACGAAAUCAUGCAAACGGCCUGGCGUGAACGCAAUCCGAUGCAACGCAUCAAAUCUGCUCGUAAUGCAUUAGAGAUCAAUGCUGAAUGUGCCCCGGCGUACAUACUGCUGGCCGAAGAAGAAGCCAUGACCAUAAUGGAAGCAGAGAAGAUACUAAAAACGGCUCUAAAAGUAGCCGAAAUAAACUAUCGCAAAUCGCAGGCCACUCAGCAUCAGGGAGCCAUUGCAGAUGGAGUGCAUCGACGGGAUACAAACGUUCUGAUCUACAUCAAAAGACGACUGGCCAUGUGCGCCCGUAAGCUAGGUAAAUUAAAGGAGGCGGCCAAAAUGUUUCGUGACCUCACCAAGGAGAUACCUUCAAUAAUGAGUGUGCUAAACAUCCAUGAGAAUCUCAUCGAGACGCUGCUGGAGAUGCAAGCGUAUGCCGAUUGUCAUGCCAUACUUGCCAAAUAUGACGAUAUCUCGUUGCCCAAAUCGGCGACCAUAUGUUAUACGGCAGCGUUGCUCAAGGCGCGAGCGGUGGCCGAUAAAUUCUCCCCAGACAUUGCCUCAAAGCGUGGCCUCAGUCCGGCGGAGAUGAGCGCCGUGGAGGCCAUACAUCGGGCCGUUGAGUUUAAUCCGCAUGUUCCCAAAUAUUUGCUGGAAACGAAACCGCUCAUCUUGCCGCCCGAACAUAUUCUUAAGCGCGGAGACUCUGAGGCCUUGGCCUAUGCGUUCUUUCAUUUAAAGCACUGGAAGCAAGUUGAGGGAGCUCUUAAUCUGCUGCACUGCACCUGGGAGGGCACAUUCCGCAUGCUGCCGUAUCCAUUGGAGCGCGGCCAUCUCUUUUAUCCAUAUCCGACAUGCACCGAGUGCGCUGAUCGGGAGCUCUUGCCGGCUUUUCAUGAGGUGUCUGUGUAUCCCAAAAAGGAGUUGCCCUUCUUUAUACUCUUUACGGCCGGUCUGUGCUCAUUUACCGCUCUAUUGGCCCUACUCACGCAUCAAUAUCCAGAGCCCAUGGGUUUAUUGGCCCAAACCGUACUUACUUGGAUCUCGUAUCCGUUUCAAUUGCUCAAGGAACGUAUCGAGGCAUUUUGGCCAUGCAAUUUGUUGCAACAAUUGUCGCGCGUCUAAAAUGGAAUCAUCAUCAAAGGUCGUGGCAAAAUGGACGGGAUCCAACUAAAACGGAGCGCCCACUUAUCCCCGUUAAAGGCCAAUGCACGCACACAUUAUUACACACACACACACACACACACACACAUAUAUAUAUACACACACACAA